AUGGGACGAAGCAAGCUCAGAGUUGCGCUGGCUGCCGAGAAGGGCACCGACUUCAAGAAGCUCAAGGAAAAGAAGAAGUACAAGGCCCACCUCAAGGAGAAGGCCAAGAAGGUUGCUCAUCGUGAAGAGGAGGGGGACGAUGAGGAUGACGAAGACGAGGAGGACGAGGAGGAGGACGAGGAGCGCGGUGCUUUGAUUGACGACGAAGCGUCGGAGAGCGACGGCGACGAAGAGGACGAGGAGGACGAAGAGCUGGGUGCUGACUUUAUUGCCGCCAUGAACGACUCUGACGACUCCGACUCCGAGGUCGAGAUGGAGGAAAAGAUUGCACGGCCGAAGACGGCCGACAAGGACGCGAAGACAAAGAAGACCAAGACGACCAAGGCGGCCGCCGACGACGACAACAAGGACGAAGAGGACGACGAAGAAGACGACGAAAACGAGCUUGCCUGGUCCGACGUCGACGAGGAGGAGCGGGCCGGCCUCGUUGUCCGCCAGCGCCGGACCAUCAACAACACCGCCGCCCUUACCGCCUCCCUCCUCCGCAUCCGCAUGUUCGCCCCCACCGACACCUCCGUCCCCUUCCAGCUGCACCAGAGCGUCACGUCUGCAGUGCCCACCACCAGCCACCCCGACGGCACGCCCAUGGACAUGUCCGACGACAAGGUCCGCGAGCAGGCGCUGUACGCCCAGAGUCUGGCGGCCGCCGUGGAGGCCCGCCGCCGCCUGCGCAAGGAGGGCGUUCCCUUCUCGCGCCCCACCGACUACUUUGCCGAGAUGCUCAAGGACGACGGCCACAUGGCACAGGUCAAGGCGAAGCUGGUGGAGGCGGCGACGGCGCAAAAGGCGUCCGCCGAGGCCCGCAAGCAGCGCGACCUGAAGAAGUUUGGCAAGAAGGUGCAGGUCGAGAAGAUGCAGGAGCGCGCCAAGGAGAAGAAGGAGACGCUGGAGAAGAUUAAGAGUUUGAAGAGAAAACGCUCUGAAUUUGGCACAGCGAGCACACACGAAUCGGACGCCUUUGACGUGGCCAUUGACAAGGAGCUGUCCGCCGGCGCCGGCCGCGGCGCCAAGGGCGGUGCUCGUGGCGGAGCUGCGGGCGGCGGUGUCAACGCCAAGCGCCAGAAGAAGAAUGAAAAGUACGGUUUUGGCGGCAAGAAGCGCCACUCCAAGUCAGGUGAUGCCCUGUCGUCGGGUGACCUGAGCGGGUUCAACGCCCGGAAGAUGAAGGCCGGCGGCAAACCGGGACGCGGCCGGGCAACAGCGACGCGGCCCGGUAAGGCGCGGCGACAAGCAGCUGCAAGCAGACGGUAA
Messenger RNA from Sporothrix schenckii 1099-18, 1311 nucleotides. Its product is annotated as rRNA-processing protein EBP2. The transcript is spliced from 3 exons. The record is from RefSeq and is a predicted model, not a curated record. Gene Ontology annotation, cellular component: preribosome, large subunit precursor; nucleolus; nuclear periphery. Bases 1 to 1311 code for a protein of 436 amino acids. Lineage: Eukaryota; Fungi; Ascomycota; Sordariomycetes; Ophiostomatales; Ophiostomataceae. Gene Ontology annotation, biological process: ribosomal large subunit biogenesis; rRNA processing.